Messenger RNA from Myxozyma melibiosi, 1625 nucleotides. RefSeq names its product family 88 glycosyl hydrolase. Lineage: Eukaryota; Fungi; Ascomycota; Lipomycetes; Lipomycetales; Lipomycetaceae. The transcript has 2 exons. Gene Ontology annotation, biological process: carbohydrate metabolic process. The record is from RefSeq and is a predicted model, not a curated record. Bases 323 to 1492 code for a protein of 389 amino acids.
CUUUUUCAAUCGGCUGCCAUCCCGCAGAUGAAUAAAUUAUGUGUUUUAUAUUAAUUGUGCAGGGCCGUCUGAAACCUUCCCCUCAGCCAAGCAAUUCGAUCAAAGAAGCCCAGCACCUGCCCAGCACCACCUUUUCCGGCUGCUUUCUUUUCCGGUCACGGGACUAGUCCUCGGUCUUAGUCCGGCUUUAACAGCUGCUGCAGCUACUGCGAUGUGGGGUCGACACUAGCGUUCGCUCUUAUAUAUAACCCUCUAUCUUGCUGCCCACUCUGUCCUGAUCAGUUAUCAGUCAGUCAAUAUCGUCAGUCCACUCACUCCUCCCAUGGCUGACAUCCUCGCGAUCUUCACCGACCCCAAUGGGGUUAAAAACACUCCCUUCGAAAUCACCACUCACCUGAGCGACAUGUCGAUCGACGAAACACAGGCCCUCGCCCUCAAGCUCGUCGACAGUCUUGUUCACCUCAAGGACGAGUCUGGAUCGUUCCGCGUCCCGCUGCCAAACGGAGGAUUCAAAGUUGACUCGAAAUCUUGGAACAACUGGGAAUGGACUCAGGGCGUGGGCCUUUACGGCAUGUGGGUGCUCUUUGAGAUUACUGGCGACGAGUCCGUGCUCGGCCAUAUCAAGGACUGGUUUGCUUUCCAGUUUAAGAAGGGCACGCCUACGAAGAACGUCAACAGCAUGGCGCCUAUGUUGACCCUUGCCUAUCUUUAUGAGCACACUGGCGAGAUCAAGUACAAGGCUUACCUCGAGUCGUGGGCCGAGUUCAUCAUGCACGGCAUCCCUCGCACUGUCGAGCGCGGCAUCCAGCACAUUACCUUCAGACAGGCCAACGAGCAGCAGCUGUGGGAUGACACUCUCAUGAUGUCUGUGCUGCCGCUGGCAAAGAUCGGAGUGCUGCUCAACCGCCCAGAGUACGUCGAGGAGGCCAAGCGCCAGUUCCUGAUUCAUAUCAAGUACCUGGUCGACAGACGCACGGGCCUGUGGUUCCACGGCUGGACAUUCCUAGAACGUCACCACUUUGGCGAGGCAUUGUGGGGACGAGGAAACUCGUGGGUGACGAUUGCCAUUCCAGAGUUCCUCGAGCUGCUGCAGCUGCCGGCGGACGACAACCUGCGCGUGUUUUUGGAGUCGACUCUCGAGCAGCAGGUUGCGGCGUUGAAGAAGUACCAGAGCCCGAGCGGACUGUGGCACACGCUUAUCGACGACGCCGACUCGUACCUCGAGGUGUCUGCCUCUGCCGGGUUCUCCUACGGUAUCCUCAAGGGAGUGCGUCUGGGCUAUCUGAGUGAGGAGUACCGCGAGGUGGGAAUGAAGGGACUCGAGGGGGUGGUCAACAACGUGAACGAGAAGGGUGUGGUGGAGAACGUGAGCUUCGGGACUCCGAUGGGCGCGGACAAAGAGUUUUAUCGCAAGAUCCGACUGACGGCGAUGCCGUACGGUCAGGCGAUGACGCUGCUCAGCGUUGUCGAGCGCCUGCGCCAGUAUUUGUAGGGUUUGGUCAUAGAUAGAGGGUGCGGGGUAAUACAUAGUCUGAUUUUACUACUUUCCCUGAGCCAACGUAGAGAAAGAACAGGUGACGUGGGGGUGGACGCUUAAAUUAUGUUCACUGUUCAGAAGACGUGGG